CCUCUCUUCUGAAGAAGAAGGAAAGAAAGAAAGAAAGAAAGAAAGGGAAAGAGAGAGAACCAAUCUCUUAUAUAUCUCCAUCUCACAAUCUCCGCCAUCAAUCUACACCAUGAUCCGCAUAAGCAACAAUCUCAUCGGCGUCCUAAAUAUCCUCACCAUCAUCCUCUCCAUUCCUUUGUUUAUCUCAGCCAUCUACGUGAGCCACCAUUCCAAUUCCCAAUGUGAUAGAUUCAUCCGCGUCCCUCUCCUUGUAUUGGCUAUUUUACUAUUUUUCAUCUCCCUCUGUGGUUUCAUUGGAUCAUGCUGCCGUGUUACAUUCUUCUUAUGGAUUUAUCUCUUCAUCAUGUUCUUGCUGAUACUCGGGCUCAUGGGUUUUACUGUCUUUGCAUUCGUGAUAACGAAUAAAGGAGCCGGAGAGGUCAUAUCAGGGAGAGGCUACAAAGAAUACCGGCUUGGGAACUACUCGCUUUGGUUGCAAAAACGCGUUAGGGAUGAGCGGAAUUGGUUGAAGAUUAAGAGCUGCUUGAGUGAGGCGAAGGUUUGUAGCAGUCUCGGCCGUGGUGCCGUUUAUGAGAAAGCGGCUGAGUUCUAUAAGAUGAACCUCACGCCGAUCCAGUCAGGUUGCUGCAAGCCACCUUCUUUCUGUGGUUUCAUAUACCAAAAUGCCACAUUUUGGUCCCAACCGAAAUCUGGCGUGAAGUCUAAUGAAAAGGAUUGCUUGACAUGGAGCAAUGAUCAGAACCGUCUAUGUUUCGAAUGUGAAUCAUGCAAGGCUGGGGUCCUCGCUAACUUGAAGCACGAUUGGCGGAAAGUUGCAAUUGUAAAUGUAUCUGUCCUUGUAUUCGUCAUCAUCAUCUACUCCAUUGGUUGCUGCGCUUUCAGAAACAACAGAUACGACACCGGUCACAAGACACGAGCCUACCCUUAAUCCAACCUUAGAAUGGUAGCAGAGAACAAAUUAAUCAAUAUUCUUUGGUUGUGAACUUAUUGCUACUCCAUUUUAUUUCUUGUGCAUUUACUCAAGCAUUUAUGUAAUUAUUUGGUCGAUAAUUCUUUU
Magnolia sinica is the source of this 1057-nucleotide messenger RNA. Its product is annotated as tetraspanin-8-like. Bases 110 to 928 code for a protein of 272 amino acids. Lineage: Eukaryota; Viridiplantae; Streptophyta; Magnoliopsida; Magnoliales; Magnoliaceae. The record is from RefSeq and is a predicted model, not a curated record. Gene Ontology annotation, biological process: auxin-activated signaling pathway. The transcript is spliced from 2 exons. Gene Ontology annotation, cellular component: plasma membrane; plasmodesma.